AUGCGACUUCUCAUCUCCAUUUGGGAGCGUGUAACCCGCCCAACAUCGUUUGGUAAAUUUGUUUAUUUCUUUAUAGAAGAAGAAGAAGUUACGGUGACAUCGAGCGUAAGGAGGAACUCGUCGGAAAAGACAGUUAGCAGUAGUACUAUCACCACGAAAACUUCUAAAGUGAUAGAGAACAGCACACGGCCGGCGCCGAAGACCGUGUCUCCAUUCGCUAAGUUCCGGCAGCUCGAGAAGCAAAACUCAACAAACAGUCCCAACUCGCCCAAGACUCCGCAGAGCCCGGGCUCUCCGUCGGAGCCUUUCUUCAAGUUCACGGAUCCCGCACUGCAAGCGAGCGCGCUCACUAUUAAAGAGCGGCUGCUGCAGUGGUGUCGCGACAAGACCCGAGACUACGAGAAUGUAAAGCUGGAGAACUUUUCGACGAGCUGGGCGGACGGUCUCGCGUUCUGCGCUUUACUACAUCACUUCCUGCCGGACGCGUUUGACUACUCAAAACUGACGCCGGAGAGAAGACGACACAAUUUUACGCUCGCCUUCAAAAUUGCCGAUGAGAAGGCGGGCAUAUAUCCCUUGCUGGAUGUGGAAGAUAUGGUGACGAUGCGCAAACCUGAUUGGAAGUGCGUCUUCACCUAUGUCCAGUCCAUCCACCGCCGGUUCAAAGAUCAGAACUGAUCGUCUACAGAACUUUCCUUCUACCUCAAUUCCUGCGCGAUCAUAUGCAAACAUUCAAACUUAGAUUCUUGAAACUAUACGAUAUUCCGUUAGAGUAAAGCUUUAGCGUGCAGAGCAUAUUAAAUAAAUAUUCUUAGCACGAUAUUCAUUGUAGUCUAAUUGAAAAUCGUAAAUUUCUAAAGCACGCUUCAAUGAUGUUUGUGUGUGAGGGCGCGGGAGUGCUCAGGGAGGGUCGGCGUUGGUGAGGUGUAGUCAAACGAUAGUGUCACAAAAACGUUAUUCUAAUUGUAUGUUACGUCCAAAGAGUGUAUGUUGUUGAUUUUUAUUGUUUUUUUUUCUUUUAUAUAUAAACUUAUUGAAGUGAAAUUUCUUUGGAGGGUCUGAUGGCAGAAUUAUCGAAAAGAGAAUUUAUUUAGGAAACAACUUAUAAAAAAUUGCAUUAUAAAAAAAUACAAUCUCACAUUGUCCAUAAUCUCAUUUUAUUUUCGAAUUCAAAUUCCCUUCUGACUUACAAAUAAUUACCAGAUCAAAGUACUUACUCCGUGGUGUGGUCCGCAAGUGGCCAGCCCCGCAGUAACAACAUGUAUAGUGUAAUGACAUUAAUUAAACCGAACCAGAGAAAUUUCACUUGUAAGUCGGCCGUCGUUCUGACGGUCAUUGUCCGCCCAACUUGUUUCUCCAAGCGCUCUCGGAAUCUCCUAAUUAUUUUAUAAUCUCAAGAUGUGAUUUUUAAUUAUUCUAGUUUAUAAGACGUGUACUAACUUUAUCGAACGAUUAAUGUUGCUGUAGUUAUUGAACUGCGUUUGAGGAUCGCUUUGGCUUAUUCUUUCACAUAAGGAAGUUGCAUCCUCGGGGUCUGCUCGGAAGAAAUGUAUUAACGUAAUUUUGACAUUUUUUUAUUAUUAUUAUUUAACAGCAGCUUUACUUAAUCGCCUAAUUUUACGAAAAUGAUGUAUGACAUAUUUAUAAAUAUUUAAUAAUGAAGAAUAAAUUAACAUUUUUUUUUUCGA
This is a messenger RNA of Bombyx mandarina (wild silkworm), 1688 nucleotides long. RefSeq lists its product as uncharacterized. NCBI's taxonomy places the organism in Eukaryota, Metazoa, Arthropoda, Insecta, Lepidoptera, Bombycidae. Gene Ontology annotation, molecular function: protein binding. The record is from RefSeq and is a predicted model, not a curated record.